GUGACGUCACGAAGUAUGUCAGAUACAGGAGGGGGGUCGUGUGAAAUGAACUUUAACAAUGUCAGAGUUACCAACCGCACCGAACAGACUGGAAGUAAAGAAAUGCUGAAGAUCGUACAGUGGAGGAGGGCCUUGCAGUACGCAGCGGCGUUCACAGCUGCCCUCACGUUCCUGAUGGCCGGUACUUUUGCAUCGUGGACUUCGCCGACCCUACCAAAGCUGGAGGAAGUCCAUUCUCACAUUCCCAUCACCAGAGACCAGGGGUCAUGGAUCGUAUCUCUGCUGGGGGUGGGCGGUAUCCUGGCACCUUUGCCUGCCGGCUACCUGGUCAACAAAUAUGGACGCAGACCUCUGUUAAUUUUCUCUGCACUGCCGUUCCUGCUGGCGUGGUUGCUCAUCAUUUUUGCCAGGUCUGCGGUGGAUCUCAUGGUGUCGCGCACGGUGUGUGGACUCGGCGCGGGGAUCGCGUUCGCUGUGUGUCCUAUCUACCUGGGGGAGAUCGCCGAGGAUAGUGUGAGAGGAAUCCUAGGGACGCUGAUGCAGCUAAUGAUGAAUUUGGGCUCAAUGUUUGAGUACAGUCUGGGUCCAUACGUCUCGUAUACCACCCUCGGUGUGCUGUCGAGCGUAUUCCCCGUCGUAUUCCUGGUACUGAUGUUCUUCAUGCCUGAGAGUCCUUACUUCUUACUCAUGCAGGACAGAAGAGACGAGGCUGAAAUCGCUCUCAUGAGACUACGCGGACAGACAGACCGUCAACAUAUACAGGAGGAGCUAGCGCGCAUCCAGAACGUCCUGGCGGAGCAGAUGAAGGAGGAGAGCAGACCACGUGACCUGAUCGCGACGAGAGGAACGCGUCGCGCCCUGGUCAUCAUGAUUGGCCUGAUACUGAUCCAGCAGUUCGGAGGCAUCAUGGCGAUCCUGUCCAAUGCGCAAGACGUGUUUGAAAUCACCCCGGGCAGCUCUCUGUCGUCCAGCGAGUGUGCCAUCGUGGUCGGCGGUAUCCAGACACUGGCCAGCAUCAGCACUUCGUCCCUCGUGGACCGCCUAGGACGGCGACCUCUUCUGCUGACGUCAACGUUCGGUUGCGCUGCGUCACUUGUCGUCAUGGGAGCAUACCAGUACAUACACUUGAAGACAGAUAUGGACACUGCGGCCUACGACUGGCUCCCCCUUCUCUGCCUUGUGGUGUUUCUUGUCACUUAUUCUUUGGGUAUCGGGCCGUUGCCCAUAGCCAUGAUGGGCGAGAUGUUCCCCUCGAACGUGAAGGGCGUUGCCCUAUCCAUCGGAGCCAUGCUGCUGUCGUUCUGUUUUGUGCUCGUCACAAAGCUGUACCAGGUGGCUGUGGACGGGCUUGGCGCUUACUUUACUUUCUGGUUCUUCGCUGGUGUGUCAACUGUGGGCAUAUUCUUCGUGUUCUUCCUCGUUCCAGAGACCAAGGGCAAGUCUCUGGGGAACAUCGUUCUGGAACUCAAUGGAGCGAAGCCAGAGAAACAUGUGGGAAGAACAGGGGACCAACAGUCUGUCUUCACCAUCUCAACAUAAUGGUCCUCGUGUUCUGUGUUCGGGUUAGUGGACUAGCUGAGAAUCAAGUGCAUUGACAGACAGAUGUAAAAACUUUCUCUCUCUUUCCAGCCUGCUUCAUUAUCGAACCGAACUCUGUGAUGUAGUGGUUAACAUCCAUUCUCAAUAUGUAAAGCUUUCGAAUCAUGACUCAGACAUUAUCUAUUCUGACAGGUCUUUGGUGUAUUCUUACGUUUAAUGACGUCGGGCAGCAGAAUUACUUUGAAUGAUGAUUAGAAUAGGGAGAUUCAACGACGCCUUGAGCCACAUGGUGUGAGAAUAAUGCUUUGUACCUUUGACUCCGGUCUGUGCAGAACAGAUAUGCCGACGUCAGUCAGCGUAAUUUAUGCCCUCCCCCUCUCGUCAUGCGCAUUCAUUACACCAGGGAUAAGUUGCACAUUUUCGUUUGGUCAUCAGAAUGUUUCAAUGUUUUACAAACUUCUGGACUAUCUUAUCUAAAGUUCUUAUCAAUUAACUAAGAAUAAACGUCAAGGAAUAUAUGUCUUACCUGUUCAAGGUGUUUCCGGGUGUAGACAGAGACCUCUUCCAAGGUUACGUCGGUUAUUUCUGCAUCAUGGUUGCAAAGUCACAUCACACGUCAAAUAGAACUUCUAAACUUACUUCAUUUUAAAAUUCGAAGUACGUUUGUAUUAUAUAGUUUACAUUCUACAUAAAGCCGCAAUUGUUACGGUAAUAAACACAGAAAAUUACAAAUAUUAACGCCCUGAAGACUUGCACUGUAGUUUCACAGUAUUCAGCAGAGAUCCAUGAUGUCUAUGACAUUAAUAGGAAAUAGAUUUCACUCGUACUGAAAUCAAAGAUGAACAAACAAAUGACAAUCUAAAUCGUCACACUGCUUUCAGAAAGCAUGUUGUCAAUAUUCAAAUAAUCUCACGGAGGUCAAGCAGUGUUUUAAAUCAGAUGCCCCUUUGCCAUUAUUGCCAAAGUCUCUGAACUUAAUACUGAUUAUUAUGUAGGUCAGGCAGUAUGAUUACUAGGCUAUUGGCUGGACUGUCAUAAUUUGAUUCCUGAGAGGCACAAUAAGUUUUUCAUUUAGUUACCAUGUCCACUCAGCCUUCAAUGCAAUCAGUACCAAAGAUAUUUUCUCCUUGGGCAAAGCAGGGUUGUCACCUGCUGCUCUAAGGAACUAAAAAGGACUAAUAAGACAAGUUGCCUUGAGCAACUGUCCAACUCCCAAUUCUUUAUAGGAGAUGAUGAUAUUUACGUAAAAAUAUGUAUUAUAAUAAUGUACUGCAAUGUAAUGUUACAUUUUAUUUAAAACUAUGGAAAAAAAAAUAUAUUUGAAAAUAUCGCUUGCUGAUUCAUGCCCUUUGUUAGCAAACUGGCCUCACACCCAGGGUGUCCAGCCAUAGUUACAUCAUAUGUAGGCCUACAACUGUAAAUAAUUAAAUGAUUGUUAGAUUACUUCAUGUUAGACCUUUCUAACAAUGUAAUAUUUAUUGAUAUAUUGGAUGAUGCUGAACUACAGUUAUUUACUUCGUUGUUGUAAAAUAUUUAUUCAAUAUCUAGAAAAUUAAGUUAAGAAAAUAAACAUGGCUACUUUUAAAGAUUAUGUUCCGUCCACUGGGAAAAGCAAAUCAAACAGGAUGCAAUCAAUGCAGGAUUAAUGUCAAAUACUCAUCUUACCAAAACACACAGAGUCAUGUGGUUUUUAAUUUACUGACAGUACUUUCAAAAUGUUACUGCCAAACUUGGUAUAUUAAAGAGUAUUGUUAUUGUAUAAACAGUACAGAUUUCAGUGUAGUCAUCUGAAUUUAAAUCGCUUGAUAAAGAAUUAAUUAUCUCA
Molecule: messenger RNA, 3364 nt
Organism: Zootermopsis nevadensis
Lineage: Eukaryota; Metazoa; Arthropoda; Insecta; Blattodea; Termopsidae
Product: facilitated trehalose transporter Tret1
Biological process (GO): transmembrane transport; carbohydrate transport
Cellular component (GO): membrane
Molecular function (GO): sugar transmembrane transporter activity
Source: RefSeq, a predicted model, not a curated record